AUGGCGCGCACUAAAACAUUUGCUCGCAAAAAUGCAUAUCCCUACUCACCAUCAUCAUCUUCACCAUCUUCAACCUCCAUAAGUCGUUCACCUUCUCCACCACCAAGACCAGCUCCACCAGCAACUUCUUCAUACACCACAUUUUCAUAUUACCUUUCAUCUUCCCCAAAAACAAACCCUAAUACCAUUAACCCAAAUCCUAUGACCAAUGUCCUUCCACCUCUCUACACAUGCCCUCCUCCAAAUCUCGCUCAAGUUCCUUCACAUUUACAAAAUCCUACAACAGCAAAAAGACACUUUAUGCGUGUCCCUGCAGGAAUUGGGACUUCAAAAGCUUCAAACACCAAACCAUCGCUCUUCAUCAUCUCUAAUUCUAAAACUGAUGAACCAUCUGAAACACCUUCUCACACAACUCAAAUAGAGAAGGAAAUCACUCCAACAAAACCCAUCACCCUAUCAAAAUCUUCAUUUUCCUCCAAACCUUCUCAAUCAACUCCUCUAAACCAAAACGGAGAUUGA
Cicer arietinum (chickpea) is the source of this 519-nucleotide messenger RNA. The record is from RefSeq and is a predicted model, not a curated record. NCBI's taxonomy places the organism in Eukaryota, Viridiplantae, Streptophyta, Magnoliopsida, Fabales, Fabaceae.